AUGAGAAAACAAAGCAAGUAUAGUAUCCGAAAUGGUUGCUUCUCUUUUCUUUCAUCUCUCGCGCUUUGUCCCGUAGCUCUUUUUCUCUCUCCUCUCUCCUCUCUCUCUGGCGCCAUUCUCCCCACCAGAGAGCGAGCGAGCCUGCGAGAAACACAGAAAAUCAAUCACAAACUCCUUUAACCAAUUCUCCAUUACUCCAACCUUCAUAACCCUCAUUUUCAACCCCUAAUUUCUUUUAUCAUCAAUCUUCACCCUUUCAAACCCAAAACCCUAACCCCUUUUUUCCUCUGAUUCUAUUCAUUCUCAGAGAAUCCUCUUCACAGGUCAAUCCUUUCACUUUCCUUCUAUAUCUUCGAUUAUCUUCCCCUUUCAUUCCAUCAUCAGCGUCGUCGUCGACGUCAACGUCAACGCUAUUUUCCGAUCCUCAUUUUUGUAUGAUUCAGAGUUAGGGUUACGGAUUCGACGUCAAUGGAAGGGAGUGGGGACAUGUUCAGAGGCUCUCCGGUUGCCGGAUCAUCAUCAUCAGCAUCUUCUUCAUCGAUGAGUUCGAGAAGAUACGGAUUCCCGUCAGCAGCCAGCAUAAUUCAAGCACCGUUAUCAGCGCUUCUGGAAUAUUCUGGUAUUCUUCCCCCGAGGUCGAACCAGCACCAACCUAAUCCCGAUUCUGUCUCCAAUGACGGUGAGGUUUCAAUUAGGAUCAUCGGUGCUACUGAGCAAGAUAAUCGCAGGGAAGAUGAGGCUACGCCACUGGUGGUCAACGUGAACGAUGGUUCUGCGGCUGCGGCUGGGAUGACGUCUUCCCCUUCACAUGGCGAUGGUGAGGGUGUUUCGAGGUCCGGGAGUGGAAAUGUUGAUGCAGAAGCAGGUGGUGGUGAUGGCGUUGGUGCUAAUGGAAGAGAUUCUUCUUACCAGAGAUAUGAUAUUCAGCAUGCUGCUAGGUGGAUUGAACAAGUCUUGCCCUUUUCUUUGCUUCUUUUAGUGGUUUUCAUUCGCCAACAUUUGCAAGGGUUUUUCGUUACCAUUUGGAUUGCUGCUGUUCUUUUCAAGUCAAAUGACAUUAUGCGGAAACAAACGGCCUUGAAGGGAGAGAGGAAAAUGCCUGUUUUGAUUGGAAUUUCUGUUGCUUUUGCACUUCAUGUGGUUGGUGUUUAUUGGUGGUAUCAGAAUGAUGAUCUAAUGUAUCCAUUAGUCAUGCUUCCUCCCAAAGAAAUACCGCCUUUCUGGCAUGCUAUUUUCAUCAUCAUGGUGAAUGAUACUUUGGCGCGCCAGGCUGCAAUGAUAUUCAAGUGUAUAUUGUUAAUGUAUUACAAGAAUAGCAGAGGCCGCAAUUAUCGUAAGCAGGGGCAAAUGCUGACUUUAGUUGAAUACCUCCUCCUGCUUUACCGAGCUUUAUUGCCAACACCAGUUUGGUAUCGUUUCUUCCUGAACAAAGAAUAUGGAAGUCUCUUUUCAUCACUGAUGACAGGGUUGUAUUUAACAUUUAAGCUCACAUCUGUUGUUGAAAAGGUGCAAUCUUUCUUUGCUUCAGUGAAGGCAUUGUCACGUAAAGAAGUACACUAUGGGGCUCAUGCAACAUCAGAGCAGGUUGUUGCAGCGGGUGAUCUUUGUGCCAUUUGUCAAGAGAAGAUGCAUGCCCCAAUCUUACUUCGCUGUAAACACAUUUUCUGCGAAGACUGUGUAUCAGAGUGGUUUGAGAGGGAAAGGACCUGCCCAUUGUGCAGGGCUUUGGUAAAACCUGCAGACCUCAGGUCAUUUGGUGAUGGCUCUACAAGUUUGUUUUUCCAGUUAUUCUAAACUCAUGAUACAAACCAGGAAGUUUUUCUGUUUUGAAGCUUUAUUUUUAAAACAGCAGUCCUGAUCAAUAUACAUCAACACAUGUAAAAUUCACUGGAGGCAUUUUGGAGACACUCUGAGAAGAUGAAUGCAGCUAAAUAGGAUUUAACUUGUCACCUAUUAUUCAUAUAAUGUACUUGUAAGAGGUUAAGUGUAUUAUAUGACCCUGUAACUAGGAGUUUAUUGAAUGUAUAAUUAAAUGCGAGGGGCUUCAUUUAAAAGGAAUGAAGGUCUAUUUCUCUCAA
Messenger RNA from Lathyrus oleraceus (garden pea), 2078 nucleotides. RefSeq lists its product as uncharacterized. The record is from RefSeq and is a predicted model, not a curated record. Bases 469 to 1794 code for a protein of 441 amino acids. Gene Ontology annotation, biological process: positive regulation of ERAD pathway. Lineage: Eukaryota; Viridiplantae; Streptophyta; Magnoliopsida; Fabales; Fabaceae. The transcript is spliced from 8 exons. Gene Ontology annotation, molecular function: ubiquitin protein ligase activity.